UUUGUUCAUAUAUUUAUAUGCGCCCGUGUGAUUUCAACAGCUGUAUCAAUCUUCUCUCUUUCAAACACAAACCUCUGUUUCUCUCUUUCUAGUACCAUGUCGGAGAAACGAAUCGGUAUGGUCGAGAAAAGUAACAACAAGAGACAGCGAGUGAAUCUUGUUCGCGAGUUCUCCAUCAACGACCACCACGACGUGCUAGUAGAAAUCCUCCGGCGACUAGACGGUCCUUCUCUCUGCUCAGCCGCUUGCGUGUGCCGUCUUUGGUCAGCCGUCGCUCGCAACGACUCAAUAUGGGAAGAGCUUUGUUUCCGACAAGUGUCACCACGACCUUCACUUUCACUUCGCUCAGUUGUGUCAGCUCUCGGUGGCUACAGAUGUCUCUACUUCCUCUGCAUCCGUCCGGUCCUCGCACGACUCCCCAAGAUCAUUUGGAGCCGAGACCAGCUUCAGCUCUCACUCUCCCUUUACUGUGUUCACUACUACGAGCGCCUUUACGUCGGCGCGUGGAUUGGAGACGCGCCACCUUCUUCGCUCAUGUUCCUUAGGAAACCCGUCAAAGUAGUCUGAUCCGCCUUUGGCCGGACCGGUCAUUAAUAAACUAUUAGUUCGCAAGAUUGUAUUCUUUAUCAUAUUAUUGUUUACUCCUAUUUGUUACGAUUACUAAAUUUCAAGUUCAUCUUUUCAUUACAA
Molecule: messenger RNA, 690 nt
Organism: Raphanus sativus (radish)
Lineage: Eukaryota; Viridiplantae; Streptophyta; Magnoliopsida; Brassicales; Brassicaceae
Product: F-box protein SNE
Exons: 1
Coding region: 97-567 (156 amino acids)
Biological process (GO): gibberellic acid mediated signaling pathway; regulation of gibberellic acid mediated signaling pathway
Cellular component (GO): SCF ubiquitin ligase complex
Molecular function (GO): protein binding
Source: RefSeq, a predicted model, not a curated record